AGCUAGGCUUGGUGUCAUUUGAUUACAGAUGACCCUGGCCCAGCACAGAAGGAGAAACUACCAAAAUGACAGUCAUGCUAACAAUCUGAAGGUCAUGCCGUGCCGUGCCAGAAAACUCUCCAAACAUGAACAUCUUGAAUGCUCUCCUUUCUAUGAUAUUUGCAUUGUUGGCUGGGCUUAUCCUCGUUUUCUGCAUCACCAUCAUGGCUUGCAUCCUGCUCUUCAGCACGAAAUUAACCAUCACAAUGGGCAAAACUAAGAUGGUCACAACAUUUCAACAAAUGGCUCCCGAUGCGGAAUUUGCAAGGCCCAUCAUCACAUCUGAACCAACCGUCCUAACCAUUGAAUUUGAUGAAGCGGAGCUUUUAGCCAAACUAGUCAAAGAAAUCGCUCCCAAUUAUGGCAUGAUUAUGCAGGUCGCUGUGAGGAACCAAACCUGGGCUAUCGUCUCGCUAAAUGUUCGACCUAGCAACAGCACUUGGAACACAGAUCUCCACCUCAAGGAGGACAAAGCAAAAGUCAAAGGCGCAGAGGAGCAUAUAUUGGUGUUCAUCUGCAAGCAGCUGAGUGAAAACUGCACCUUAGAGGAUUAUGAGGCUCAAAAGGAACCCGUCAUUCAGAGCCUAGAACUCAGCGAUGUCAUCAAGGCCUUCUUGCGGGCUUUUCGUAAUUCAUAUCAAGCUUCCCCUGUUCAAGAAACUGAUGCUUCUGUGGAUGUCAAGACUGAAGAUGAAGAAAUCUUCCAGAGCAGUGAGGAGUGAACUUGUGUCUACCACUGUCACCCCAGAGACGGGCACAAUCUGCCCACAAUGUGCAACCUUUAAUGGGAUAUCACCCUGGCAUCUAACAUAUUUUAAAGGCAAAGAUAAAGCAUUUGACUGGUGA
Lacerta agilis (Sand lizard) is the source of this 885-nucleotide messenger RNA. RefSeq lists its product as uncharacterized. The transcript is spliced from 2 exons. The coding region runs from base 126 to 761 and encodes 211 amino acids. Lineage: Eukaryota; Metazoa; Chordata; Lepidosauria; Squamata; Lacertidae. The record is from RefSeq and is a predicted model, not a curated record.